Closterium sp. Naga37s-1 is the source of this 414-nucleotide messenger RNA. The record is from the annotation of a GenBank genome assembly. NCBI's taxonomy places the organism in Eukaryota, Viridiplantae, Streptophyta, Zygnematophyceae, Desmidiales, Closteriaceae.
AUGCUCCCAUAUUUCUUAUUUCGUAUGCUCUCCAUUGUUGGAAGAGACAAGGAGGGGGAGUUGGAGGAGGCUGAGAGGAGAAGGGCAGUAGAGAUGAGUGAGAUGAGACGGCAGGUGGAGGAGAGGGAGAGGGAGUUGGACGAGACGAGGAGGGAGAUGAGUGUGGUGAGGGGGCAGAUGGUUGAGAGGGAGAGGGAGCUGGAAGAGGCGACGAAUGAGAUGAGAGGGCAGGCGGAAGAGAUUGAGAGGGGAGUUGCGGCGGCGAAGGGGGAGGUGGCUCGACAGCAGGAUGCUGUCUUGAAGUUUAUGGUUGAUCUUCAAAGCAGCCAGAGUGAAGGUGAUGAAAACACUGCAUGGCAGGUGGGUGAUUCAUUUCACAUGGCAUGCAUUGUCUGCUUCCACUUCUCGUGUUGA